This is a messenger RNA of Fopius arisanus, 3179 nucleotides long. RefSeq names its product tyrosine hydroxylase ple (gene ple). Lineage: Eukaryota; Metazoa; Arthropoda; Insecta; Hymenoptera; Braconidae. Gene Ontology annotation, cellular component: cytoplasm; perikaryon; axon. Gene Ontology annotation, biological process: dopamine biosynthetic process from tyrosine. Gene Ontology annotation, molecular function: tyrosine 3-monooxygenase activity; iron ion binding. The record is from RefSeq and is a predicted model, not a curated record. The transcript is spliced from 6 exons. Bases 422 to 2119 code for a protein of 565 amino acids.
UUCACCAAAGCAGGAGACGAAAUAUCAGCCGUGAGAUAAAAAGAUAACAUUACCCACAGAUAUUGUUUGUUUUUUUAUCAAAUCUCUGGAGUGAUAUUGGAACAACUGUCUUGGAGAAAACACCUCAACACCGUGAACACUCAAAAACAUCAAUCGACAGACAGAAAAAGUUUUUUUUUGUGGUCGAAGGAAUUUUAUCAAUUCGCGAGUUAUCACUUAUCUUUCAUCAGCUCCAAGUUCUUUUUGGUCCAUCCUGAUUAACAUCGGCACCAACGUUCGACUUUUGUGGAGAUUAAUUCAAGGGCAGUGAGGCUCCAGCGUGUGUCAGUCACUCUCUUACUGUUGAACUUGGGGGCGUCUCGAAGAGGCUGUUUGUCCUUUGGAGUAUUUUCUUGCUGAGGAAAGGCUUGUUGAGGACAUUAUGAUGGCUGUCGCCGCUGCACAGAAGAACCGCGAGAUGUUCGCUAUCAAGAAAUCAUACAGCAUCGAGAACGGCUAUCCGGCGCGUCGCAGAUCCCUUGUGGAUGAUGCCCGUUUUGAGACGCUCGUGGUGAAGCAAACGAAGCAGAGCGUGCUUGAGGAAGCUCGUCACAGAGCCAAUGACUCAAGCACGGAUCCAGCUUCCGCUCAAGAGACGCAGAAUCAUGAGGAGCCGUACUUUUCAUCAAGCGAUGACGAACAGGGCGAAUCACUGAGAUUCGUUAGUAAGGAAGGAGAAGCCAAAGCAGAAGCUUCAUCCUCGGAUGGCGAGGGAAAACCCAAUGUUGACGACGAUUACGGACUCACCGAGGAGGAAGUGGUGCUGGCAAAGACCAUUGCCGAGAGUCCGGAGGGUGAAUCAGCAGUUCAAAAAGCAGCACUUAUGCUUCGCUUGAAAGAUGGUAUUGGUUCACUGGCACGUAUAUUGAAAACUGUUGAGAACUUCAAGGGCAGUGUAACUCAUCUUGAGUCUCGACCAUCACGCAAAGAGGGUACCCAAUUCGAUGUUCUCAUUAAGGUUGACAUGACACGUCAGUGUCUCCUCCAGUUGAUUAGAAAUUUGAGACAGAGUUCAGCACUUGGUGAGGUUUCUUUGCUGGCUGACAAUUCUGUCAGUAUCAAGGAUCCCUGGUUUCCACGUCAUGCAUCUGAACUUGACAACUGCAAUCAUCUGAUGACAAAGUACGAGCCUGAUCUUGACAUGAAUCAUCCGGGUUUUGCUGACAAGGAGUAUCGUGCACGCAGAAAGGUCAUCGCUGAGAUAGCAUUUGCGUACAAAUAUGGCGAUCCGAUUCCCUCAAUUCCCUACACCGAGACCGAGAAUGAGACAUGGCUUCGUGUUUUCAAUACUGUUGUCGACCUAGUGCCAAAGCACGCCUGCAUUGAGUACCAGAGAGUAUUCAAGAAAUUGCGCGAGGAGAAGAUCUUCGAGGCCCACCGCAUCCCUCAGCUGCAGGAGGUCAGUGAAUUCCUGAAGAAAAACACUGGUUUCACCCUUCGUCCAGCUGCUGGUCUACUCACAGCUAGGGAUUUCCUCUCCAGUUUGGCUUUCAGGAUAUUCCAGAGCACCCAGUAUGUCAGACAUAUCAACAGUCCGUACCACACACCCGAGCCUGACUGCAUCCACGAACUUCUUGGACAUAUGCCACUUCUGGCUGAUCCCAGUUUCGCCCAGUUCUCCCAGGAGAUCGGUUUGGCCUCCCUCGGAGCAUCAGACGAGGAGAUAGAGAAACUCUCUACCAUCUACUGGUUCACCGUUGAAUUCGGUCUCUGCAAGGAAGGAACAGAAGUGAAGGCAUACGGCGCUGGUCUUCUCUCAGCCUACGGUGAGCUUCUUCACUCCCUGAGUGAUAAGUGCGAGCACCGAUCCUUCGAUCCAUCCACUACUGCAGUUCAACCUUAUCAGGACCAGGACUACCAGCCGAUUUACUACGUCGCCGAGAGCUUCGAGGAUGCGAAGGAAAAAUUCCGUCGCUGGGUGUCAACAAUGAGCAGGCCUUUCGAGGUCAGGUUCAACCCACACACUCAGACUGUCGAGGUUCUCGAUACCGUCGAGAGGCUCGAGGGUCUCGUUGCCCAGCUCAACCUUGAGAUGACCCAUCUGACGAAUGCCAUGAACAAGAUCAAGGCACGAGUGUAAACUCAUUGCUCCAAUCCAAAUCACUUCUACCCCUCCGACAUGUGAUCCACCCUCUUAUUUAAGGAUUCACAUUAUCUUAUCUCCUCGUGUCAGCGUCAAUGUCAACGUCAUCAUCAUCAUCACUUGUCGUUAUCAUUUUACCCUGUAUAAAGUCGUCACUCAUGAUCCUCAGUCUCAAUUAUUUGACUCCAACGUCACUAUCACUAGUUUCGCAUUCGCCCAGGCGGUAAGACUCUUUGAUUUCAUGGAUUACCUGUGAAAUUUAUCAUUGAGUCAUGUAUUGUUUUGACUCCACGGAGGAAUGCUUUCCUUUUGUCUACGAACGGUCGAGAAAAUAAAUGGAGUUGGAUUUUGGGUGAAAUGCUAGACAAAAAUGUGUUACGUGACUUUUGGACUGUCAAAUAAGGCGGACUAUUAUAAUUGUAUUAUUAUAUUAUUCGUGUAAUCCCUCUGAUGAAAAUACGGUAGACACAGUUCGAAGCUAACGACUGCGAUCUCCGCUCUAACUUUGUGUGAUCCUCUAGAUUGCUAAUUAGCCCGCUGUUACCAACUAACUAUUAAAUUAAACAUUUAACGCGGGAUUUAUGAUAUUAUUAUUUUUAUUAUUCCGUCGAUACGGCUAAGACAGCGUUUUACGUUCUAUCACAAGUAGAUCUCUCAAUCGCAUCGGUAUGAAUGUGUUUUAGGAUUCAACGAUUUAGUUUCGGUUUUUUACAGUCGUUGGCGAUUACACGUGAAACGAUAGAAAGUAUUCUAAUUUAAUUGAUUGUGUAUUUUUUUUAUCAUUUAAGAGGGUAUCUAUCUUCUGAGUGUUUUGUGGACAGAUAAUGUCCAGCUAUGAUCAAGGAAAAUAAAUGUUUAAUGCCUUUAGAAUUGCACCUCCUAUCUGUGCACCGAAACUUUUAAAAAUGUUUAAAGAAUUAACUGUGUAUUCACCAGUAAUCGAGAACGCAUUGCGCGAUGCAAUUACUUAAUCCUUUUAGAUUGUUGUAUCCCAUGAAGAUUUUUUGUUUGUAUUAUAUUGUAAAGUACACGAAUAAAAUGAUAUAAUCACUUGAAA